Molecule: messenger RNA, 5081 nt
Organism: Drosophila hydei
Lineage: Eukaryota; Metazoa; Arthropoda; Insecta; Diptera; Drosophilidae
Product: protein Shroom
Exons: 9
Coding region: 268-4842 (1524 amino acids)
Biological process (GO): actin filament organization
Cellular component (GO): apical junction complex; cortical actin cytoskeleton; apical plasma membrane
Molecular function (GO): actin filament binding
Source: RefSeq, a predicted model, not a curated record
AGCAACAACAACAACAUCAGCAACAGCAAUGGACAAACAGACAAACUGUCCAAGUUGUUGCUGCCCGCACUUAAGAACAGCGCCAAGGAUGCCUCGCAAACGCCAUCACAAUCACAGUUGCAGUCACAGUCACAGUCACAGUCACCGUCACAGUUGCAAUUGCAGUCACAGCGCAGGCAACAGCAAUUUACGCCCCUCAACGUCUCGGAUGCGGCUAGCAAUGCCAGCUUUAGUUCCGCAUCAGUUGCCGGCUCCAUACAGGAUGAAAUGCAGCUGCCACCCACGCAGCAGCUGCAGCAGCAAAAGCAGCAAUCGCUGCAGCAUUUGGAUCAAUGCGGCCUAACGCAAGCCGGCUUGGAGGAAUACAAUAUACGUGCUUCGUCCUACUAUGAUCAGACAGCGUUCCAUCAUCAGAAGCAAGCGUCCUAUGCACAGUCCGAGGGCUACCACAGCUACGUCUCCAGCUCCGAUAGCACAUCGGCGACACCGUUCCUAGACAAAUUACGUCAGGAGAGCGAACUGCUCUCGCGUCAGUCGCAUCAUUGGUCUGAGAACGAUCUCAGCUCUGUUUGCAGCAAUUCGGUGGCUCCGUCGCCCAUACCGCUGCUCAAUCGACAAUGCAUCAACAGCAAUAGCAAUGGCAACAGCAAUGGCAACAGCAAUAGCUCCCAGCAUCACAGUCCCAACAGCAACAACAACAACAACAACAACAACAACAGCUCAGAGAGCACCUCCUCAACGGAAACGUUGAAAUGGCUUGGCUCGAUGAGCGACAUUUCAGAGGCGAGCCAUGUGACGGGCUACAGUGCCAUUGCCGAAUCGGUUUCCUCCUCGCAGCUGAUUGUGCACAGCUCCCGCGUGCUGACGCCCAAGCGGCAUCAAAGCGAGAGCGUGCUCUAUCUGCACGACAACAACGAGCCGAACGAACGAGCAGCAACAGCAGCAGCUCCCACUGCUGCUCCAGCUGCUGCUCCGUCUCCCGCUCCAAUUGCAGCUGCAGCACUGCCCGGCAGCCAGUCGAUCUCAGAGGAUGUUAUGCCGCCGCUGCCACGCAUACAGCAUCGUCACAGUCCCAGCUAUCCGCCGGUGCACACAUCGAUGGCGCUGCAUCGCUUCCAGCAGCAGCAGCCAAACAACUACAAAUUGAGCGCACAAAGUUCCUUGCCCGAGCUGGAGACGACAACGGCUCAGGAGUCUCGCUCUCACCUGGCCCAAUCGCAGUCGACCGGCGACCUGCAGCUGCACAAGUCAAGCAUUUCGGUAACCAUAUCGAGCAGCGAGGCUGUGGUAACAAUUGCACCACAGCCGCCGCCCAGCAAGCCGCAGCUCAGCAAAUUGGAGCUGCACAGCUGCAGUGCACCCAAUGUGGCCAGCGGCAGCUGCCUGGAGCAGUCGCCACCAGCUAUCAAUGAUUCGUACCGCAGCAAUCAUCGUCUGUUCCCCGUCAGCACCUACACGGAGCCGCUGCACAGCAAUACCUCGCAGUACGUGCAGCAUCCUAAGCCGCAGUUCAGCGCCAAUCUGAACAAGUCCAUCAAACACCCUGUGAUAACGCCUGCUGGCUCGGCCGUGCAGCCCGCUUGGCAUUCGGUAGCGGAACGCAUCAACGACUUUGAGCGCAGCCAGCUGCUGGAGACGCCCAAGUUUGCCUACUUGGAGCCGAGCAAAACCCAUCGACUGUCCAAUCCAGCCCUGAAGGCCCUGCAAAAGAACGCCGUGCAGUCCUAUGUGGAGCGCCAGCAGAAGGAGGAGCAACAGCUGCUGCGCUCCCAGUCCCAUUCGCAUUCGUAUCAAGCGCUGCAGCAGCUCGAACGCAAAUCGUUGCCCAACAAGCUGAGUCCCUUGAUGGUGGGCUUGCCCAGCUCGAACUCUAACUCCAAUUCUGGUUCCAUUUCCAACUCGGGCUGCACCUCGCCGACGCCACCGCCGCCGCCGCCACGCUCACGCUCGCUGCUGCCCAACUUGUUGCGUCGCUCCAGCUCCGCCUCGGACUAUGCCGACUUUCGCGAGCAGCCGCAGCAGCUGAAGCCGCCCAGCAUACGGAACAUAAGCAGCGCUGAGAAAUUGUCGUUCAACGACUGUGGCAUGCCGCCGCCGCCGCCACCGCCACGCGCACGCGUGGCCAUGCCCACGCGACGCACUUCCUCGGCCACGGAAUAUGCGCCAAUGAGAGAGAAACUGCUGCUGCAGCAGGCAGCUGCUUUGGCCCAUCAGCAGCAUCAUCCGCAGCAGCAUCCGCAUCAUCAUCGUCAGGUGCAACAUGUCUAUGAGCGUCCGCCUGAACGUCCGCCCAAGCAGCCGCAUCUGCGUGUGCCCUCGCCUGAGCUGCCGCCGCCACCGCUGGGCGCCGAGCUGGAUACGAGCUACACGUUCGAUGAGCCGCUGCCGCCGCCGCCGCCGCCGGAAGUGCUGCAGCAACGGCCGCCGCCAUCGCCGAAUCGUCGCAACAGCUUUGCGGGCGCAGCCACCACGAAGCCCACGCUGGCGCCGAAGGUGCCGCCACAGGUGCCCAAAAAGCCAACAAGCUUGCGGCAGCUGCCGCAGCAGACGCUGUCCAAUGGCUCAGUCAAGCCCACAAAUCUGCCCACAACAAACAGCCGCAAGCGGCCGCACAACAAUCCGCCGCCCAUCCUGGAGAGCGUUGCGGCACAGCCGGCGCUGGCGCCGCCUCCGCUCUUGCCGCGCGCUCGGCCCACGUGCCACGCCACUGACAGCGUUUUGGCCAGCAAUCUGGAGAGCAAUCAGCACAAACGAUCGAACUCGAAGGCCUCGUAUCUGCCGCGUCAGAGUCUGGAGAAGCUGAACAACACAGAUCCGGAUCAUGGCAUCUAUAAGCUCACGCUCACCUCCAACGAGGAUCUGGUGGCGCACAGCAAGCCCAGCUAUGGCAUUGCUGCGGCGGCCGCUGCUGCUGGCAAACUGAAAAUGUCCAACAAUUUGCCGGAUGUAUUGCCGCUGGGUGUUAAGCUGCAACAGCAGCCGGUCAAGCCGAUGACGCCCAGUUCGCCGGGCGAUGUUGUUGUCGCCAUGCGCUAUGGCUCCAAUAACAAUCUUGCAACGAAUGCCACGCCCACAGCGGCAAAUGCUGUUGGCGGCAAUAAUGCUGCCUAUGCCAUGAUCUAUGGCCAGCAGCAACAGCAUCCGCAGCAGCAGCAGCAACGGUAUUCAACGCCCACGCUGAACCACGCCUACAGCAAGAGCCGAUCGCCAGCGCCGCAAUUUACGCGAUCUCAGUCGUACGACGUUAAGCAGCUGCAAUCCCUAAACGAUGCCACAUACAUCACCCAGUCACAGGUCGAUCUGAAGCAGGUCGCUCAGAAUCUGGAGACAACGCUGGAGGAGGCAACGCUGCCAGCGACACCGCCGCAGCUGCUCUCGCCGGCCAAUUCCGAUUGCAGCCUGAGCAACAGCUCGCUGGAGUGCAGUCCAGUUAAUGCGAAUGUCAAUGCUGAUGCAGCAGCGCACAUCUUUCGCGCUGAGCUGAUUAGCACCACGGCGGCGACGGCGGCGACGACGCAGCAGUCAAAGCCACCGGUCAGCAGGCAGGAGUCGUUGCGUGAGAAUAUCGAGAAGAUAACACAACUGCAGUCACAGCUAAUGUCAGCGCAUCUGUGUGAUACGGGUCUGCUGAGCAGCUAUGGCAAGCCGAGCAGCUGCAACACGAGCAGCACAACAGAGCCAGCUACAGCUACAGACACAGCCACAGAGCAGCCGCCCAGCCCAGCAGCAAAUGAUCAGUUGGAGGAGCCGGCAGCUGAAGCCAUGCCGGAAGCCUCGUCCAUGGAUAGCCUACAACUAAUGCAGCGCAGCGAGCUGGUAUUGAUUGUCAAUCCCACGCCCUGCACCUCGGACAUGGCCUGCCAAACAGACGAGGAUCUGCUGGACAAUGAGCUGGUGGCGACGCGCGAGGAGCAACAGACACGGACAACGCUACAGCCACGCCAGCAGCAGGCCAUCGAGCUGGAGUACGAGCAGUCGGCCAUGGAGCUGAUCAAGCAGCUGUUGCCCAACGAUAAACUCAUCGAAAUUCUAACACCAAAAAGAUAUAAGCCAACGACACAGUAUGUCAGCAAUCUGUAUAAUCCAAAUGUGCAGCUGCGUCCGGCCAAGCGAGAUGUGGGCACCUCGACGCUGAUGCGCAUGAAGGGCGACAGCGCCAGUAACAACAGCAACAGCAACAGCAACAGCUCCAGCUCCAGCCCUAGCAACUCUCUUGUUACGACCGAGCUGCAGCUGGUCAGUGUGGAGCUGCAGCUGACGGAUGAGGACGAUGCAAGCGAUGCGGAGUGCACGAAUUUAAUCAAGCAGCAGCUGCGCGCGCUAAUUAAGCAGUUGAACCAAAAAAUUGGCUCGCUCAAAUGUGAGCAGCAAACAAUUUGCGAUGAGUGCAGCAUUAAUGACAAACUGGGCCUCGAUUUGCUGGCCAAAUUAACGGAGAAGGUGCGUCCCAGCGAAGCCUCCAAGUUCCGCACCUACAUCGAUGAUGUUGGUCACAUAACCAGCCUGUUGCUCUCGCUCUCAGAGCGAUUGGCGCAAACUGAAAGCAAUCUAGAGACGCAUAGCAGCCAGCAGGAGAAGAGUACGCUGGCAGCAAAACGUGAACGUCUCUAUGAACAGCUGGAGGAGGCGCAACGGCUCAAGUCCGACAUCGAUAGGCGUGGCAGCAGCAUUGCCAAGUUAAUUGGCAAACAUCUCAACGUUGAUAUAUGCGCCGACUAUGAUUAUUUUAUUAAUAUGAAGGCCAAACUGAUUGCCGAUGCACGCGACCUCUCCGACAGGAUCAAGAGCAGCGAGGAGCAGUUGAACGCCUUAAGCGAUGCGCUAGUCCAAAGCGAUUGCUAGCUGGGUUCUCAAUUCAAUUUUCCGUGCUGUCAACUAUAAGUUGAGAGCUGUUUGCGAGAAUUGCCUUAGCUGCUGGUCGGGCUGUGUGUAUUUAACUUAACUUAAUGUGCUUAAAAUUCACCACACACACACUAUAAUGUAUAAAUAUUUUAUGUUCAUUUGUGAUUUUCAAUUAGCAUGUAGGUUAAACUAUGUAUCAACCGCAUAUAUGUAAGCAAUUUUUUACAUAAUUAUCAAAA